Pseudo-nitzschia multistriata is the source of this 3165-nucleotide messenger RNA. Lineage: Eukaryota; Bacillariophyta; Bacillariophyceae; Bacillariales; Bacillariaceae. The record is from the annotation of a GenBank genome assembly.
UUACAGGUUUGGUGUGUUGCAAGUCAAAUUGUCUUUCAUACUGUACAGAGAAGAACCGAACUGAAACCAAACGCUACCCUACGGUACCAUUCCAACCAUCAACCCCUASACCAUAAAUUCAAAAUAGCCAGUAGUAUGAGCGAUUCAAAUGCACGAGGAGCUGGCAACCUGGCGCCGCUAGCUAAAUACAAGCUGGUGUUCCUAGGAGACCAGAGUGUCGGAAAGACUUCCAUCAUCACCCGUUUUAUGUACGAUAAUUUUGACCGGCAUUACCAGGCUACGAUCGGGAUCGACUUCCUGUCGAAGACAAUGUAUCUGGAGGACCGCACGGUUCGUUUGCAGCUCUGGGAUACAGCAGGCCAAGAACGAUUCCGUUCGUUGAUCCCUUCUUAUAUUCGUGAUUCAUCCGUUGCCGUGGUUGUGUACGAUGUGAGCAACCGAGCAUCGUUUACAAAUACGUCAAAGUGGGUUGAAGAUGUUAGAGCGGAACGAGGGAAUGAUGUUGUCAUUUGCCUCGUAGGAAACAAGACGGAUCUCGGCAACGACAAACGACAAGUCAGCACAGAAGAGGGCGAGGAAAGAGCGAAAAAGGAUGGAUUAAUGUUUAUGGAAUGCAGUGCCAAGGCCGGAUACAACGUCAAGAGCUUGUUCCGCAAGCUCGCAACGUCGCUUCCGGGAAGCAACGAUGGAGGAGCCUCGGCGAAGAAUGCUGGAAACGGAAGUGGUCUGAUUGAUAUCAAGGUAUCAUCGGCGCCGGCAAAUCUAGACGAUGCCAAGUCGUGUGGCUGCUAAAUGAAAAGAGAACAAGRGGAUUUCCGCUUUCCUUUGGUCGCGCUUUCCCUGCCCUACCGAUAGCACAGCAUUAUGCAUGGCGAYGAAAGUCCCACCGUACGAGAGUCUAAAACUUCUCAGUGGCGAUCGAUGCAAUCCCAGAAACCGUGUUCAGUCGAGACAAAAACGCCGGUGUACACACCCACCCACAUACGAAGUCGAUACGAUCGUUUGUUUUUCUGUACUUUUUAAAGCUUUUAGUGAUAUCAUACGUUUCAUGUGUGUCUUGUAGCAGUCAACUUAUCAGGUAUUAGUUUAGGCUUGCCUAGAAAGUGAUACUCGUUUGACAACUACAGAAUGUUUUGCCACCAUGCAAGAAAUUAUUGAAUAAAAAUGGUAUGUAGGCACGAGUAGUUCAUAAAGUCAUUUCUUAUCGUUGGUUAGUGCCCGACUCGCUUAGUGUCAUUAAUCCUUUUUCAUUUUAGUGUCUCCGCCACUGUUGGCCACGAGUUCCACCGCACCCUUCACACGUCCGAGAAACUCUUUGACUUGUUGGGCUUUUGUGGCCAUUAUAAUGAGCAUGAAAAUGACAACGACUGCAUAGAUGUGCGACAAUAAUUCUGAUGUGUUUCGACAUGUUUGAGAAACAUUAGAGCACGUCAUAUCAGCAACCGCCCUCAAAAUAUAGGACGCAGUUGCGACAGUUAAGGGGACAAUGUAUCUAUCGAUGUGUGAGACAAAGAAGGUGGAGAGAAGCAGAAAUUCGUGAAAUGAGUAUACGAUGAUGUGCCACGAACAAAGAAGCAUCUAACUAGCAAAAACCAAAACUUACGUUUCCAAUCCAGCAAGAGGAUUGCGGCCUUCGUUUAAUGAUGCGUACACUGCGAACUCGUUAUUGAUCAUCUCAAGCACGGAUUGACGAGCCUCUUCGAUGGAAUGUUUGCUACCGAAGGUUGCCAUUGAGUCAAAUUUGUUCAACGCCUUCAUGAGGAGAUGACGGUGAUCGUCUUCAAGCUCCUUAGGUUUGAUGUAACUGGAACAAUUAGGGCCCGAAAUGCGAUUCAUGUAAUCUUUAUAUUCACCAACAGCCAAAUUAAGGGCGUUUGAAUUGUUCGCAGUGGCUGUGGCUUCCAGCAUAGUGGCAGCCUCGGGGAAAGAGGCCCCGGAAGCAAACAUUUCUGCAUAUGCUUUGAUAAACGAUCCGAGCUCAGAUGCAGUUACUUCUCUUCCUUGGAUGACUUUGGGUGUCAGAUUCUCRACAGAGAAAACUCGUCUGCAGUAACGAUCGAGAAGGUUCAAAAAUGUUUCAUCCAUUUUGGAUACUUCGCCUUUGAAAUUCUUUUUGAUGACCGCCAUUCCAGGAUGAGACAAACCAAAGCAGGAAGUCUUCGAAAAACAAGCAAAGAUUUGUUCUCUUGUCUCUUGCAAAUCCUUGGCUUCCCUUUCUGAGAUAACUUUCUGCAGAUAUUCAUUCAUUUCCUCUUCCAUUCGAUCGUAGUCUUCUUCGUCUUCAAAGUGCUGCCAAUCACGAACCAGGAACUCCAUUGUUUGAAAGGGUUUCACAUCUCCUGUUUCUUCCUUUUUGGCUUCGUCGCCAUUGGUUCCUUCGACAGCAAGUCUAGCAUACUCUGAAAAGAGGGCAAGUUGCUGCAAAUUGUCUUCCUGGAUUCUCUUGUCGACGUUGUAGAUUUGAUAUGAGCUCAAGAGUGUGCUUAGACCAAAGAUAGAUGCGGUCAAGGACAUGGUUGUCUCAUUAUCAAACAUACCCUGUGAAUCUACAAUAAGAAUGGCCAUUGUGUCGUCUCCUCUCUUGACAAAAUGAGGCUGGCUCCACAUCCAGAUUCCAGUCGUGUUCCGUUCACUGCCACCCCUCCAAUGAAAGGCGUCGUUUUCAAUGGAUUCAAUCGUUUCAAACCAUUUUUUGUCUCCUUCGAUCAGAUCUCCGGUGCUUCCACUCUUCUUCAACUCUUUCAGGUAGGCCAAAAACCAGGUCAAGAGAAACGACUUUCCAGUGCGAAACGCUCCAACGACACUGACUACAGAGACUUUCCAUCCCGGAGGAAUUUUUCUCAUGAUCGAGUUAAGCCUUUCUUCGUGGAAUUGAAAGGCAAACUUGUCCUCCUCGGUUCCAAUCGAUACAAUUUGAAGAGGCUCGGGUUUACAGGGUUCCGACUUUGCACCGACCUUGUUGCCACCGUCUAGGCUGCUCUCGUCGUCGGACACGGUCGGGACAGUAGUGGUUGUCGUCGUCGUUGCYGUCGCGUCGUCCACGGUCACGUCGGUGUGCUCAACGAGCACGACAUCGUCUUUUUCGGUAGCCAUGUCGGUGCCUCUUAAAAUUGCUUGCUCUGGAACUGUUGUCGUGCAAUCCAAAAAGAAAGCAGGAUUAACUCU